CCAAACAUGUACCAAGCUGUUUUGCAACACUGCCAUCUACAGGCUCACUUGUGUCGCUGCUAAUACAUGUAGAAGUUGUUUUUUCUUGUAUGCUCAGCCUUACCAGAUAAGUUUUUAGCGCCUUCUCUGUUUUAUCUCACAAAUGUGAAUAUCUAACAGGGAAGGAGCACACUUCCUUCUGCAGGCGGCGUUAUAUUCUUGGAAUUUAUCUUUCUGUUCUUUCCAAAAGUCUAUUUUCUCAAUGAGAGCACUCUCCAGCAAGACACUGAUUGUACAAGGCAGAUAGUCACCAGAUAAGGACAUAUUUGUUUUCUGGUUUAUCACGCAAAUAUAUAAAAAGAAGUGCAAAUGGCCUUGUCCCAGAAAAGCUAAAAGAUCAAAUAUCUUCCACUGAACCAUAUGUAAAAUGAGGAAACACCAGUCAAGUUUCACAAAUAUCCUGUGGAAUGAUGCUGAGGACAGUGAGAGUGAGUCAGCCAGUAGGACAGUCAUGGCUGCCUUCAAGUGACGGCCAUGACUGUCGUGUGAAUAGAUCUUCCUCUGUUCGCGAUAGAAAAAGAUCUACAGAAAUAAUAAUGCUAAAAAAAACACUCGUCAGAAAUGUUCUAGAAAAACACAAAUCAUUUUCUGAGUUUCAAAAGUUGAAAAUUUCUCAGACAUUUGGUAGAAGAAAACAAGGACAUUUCUGUUUGAAAAGUCGAAAGUUUUGCUUCAAAUUUUUUGACCUUAAUCUCAGAAAUUUUCUGGACAAAACAUUUAAUUGAAAAAUUUCAACUUUUCAAACUGAGAAUUUUUUUAAAGAAAAUUCAGAGAUCAAUCUGAAAAUGUCUGUUGUUAAGUAAAGUGUUACAAAAUUUGCAGUUGAAGGGUUUGCCUUUUUCUCCUUUUGUCAGAGUCACAACAAACUUGUCUAUGCUCUCUAGCUGUACAGAAAUGACUUGUAAAUGAUUGCAGUAAACUCGGAGACAAACCAGUGCCUACAACCCAUUUUCUUCAGCUACAUCACUGCUGCUCGCUUUCACGUAGGUGUAUUAUUCCUUAACUGUUUUAUAUUUUUAAAGCUGGAUGUUUCUGAAGCACAUCUGCACCCUUGUCAACUUUAUGCUGACAUGCACAAGGCAGGUUAUAUUUAAAUGUGUUUCUAGCUUCCUGUAAAAAAAUAAAAUAAAAUAAAAAAUCCAGAUAUUUUAAUUCAUUUUAAAUCAGAUCUGUGGAGUGGUAUCAUUAGAAUUACCUUUGUGUAGAUCCGAUUAUCAUGUUUCAGAAAAUAAAAGCACCUAGUUGAAAAAUCUAAAACAUUCCUAAAGUACAUAUUAAAUCUAAGAACUGAAAAAAAAAACAUGGAUGUUCCUAAAUGAAUGUUACGCUCUGCAAAUAUGGAUCAAGCAUUUCUUACACCUCACCAUGAAAACCCCUUGGCAGAUAUCAACCCUGACCCAUAGAGUUUGCGCAUCUUAAACCGCGUCUCUAUUUUAUUAUGAAAACCUGUUAAAGGAAGGCGGUUUGGUUUGUUGCUGCGUUUCAUUAUCAGCUUAAAGCUGCCAGUCUCGUUCUGUGUCAGGCGGUUCAUUCCUCUGACUGACAGCUCGCAGUCAUGAUGCUGUGGAGUUCAGCGUUGCUGGUUCUGCUCGGACCCUCUGGGCCUCUGUGGGCUCAGCGGCCGCCUACAGUGUUCGUCGAUCUGGACCUGAGUCCGGAACAGCGAUGGGAGCAUCUUCAGGAAGCUUUUAAUACAGAUUUAAUGAAAAAAGCUGCACAGAUCCUCAUUAGUUCACAGGUUCCAAACUGGCUGCAUAAGGCAACUAGUCCUAUUGUGAUGUCCCUGGAAAAACACAUUCCCCAGCCGUACGCUGGGGAAAUCCGUGGAAUAGCCAGCAUGAUGAAAAUGAACCUCGCUGAUGUCGUCAUCCUCAACUUUGCGUAUGAAUUUACUGCUUACUGCACAAGCAUCGUGGCUCAGGACGAGAACGGGAACAUCUACCACGGCAGGAAUUUUGAUUUUCCACAUUCAGUUCUGAGGAAUCUAACCAUGAAUGUUGUCUUCUUCAAAAACGGGGAGCCAGCGUACUUUGGAACGUCACUAGCCGGUUAUGUGGGGCUUUGGACCGGAAUGAGUCCAUACAAGUUCACUGUGUCUGGCAACCAGCGAGAAACGCAGGUUUGGUCAAACUGGUGGAAGAAUGUUGUGUCUGCCGUCUUUGUCCACAACUUCCCGGUCAGCUGGCUUGUUAGGGUGACCCUGGAGGAGGCCAAAGACUUUGAGGAUGCAGUCACACGUCUGUCCAAAACCCCCCUCAUCACCGGGGUGUACUACAUCGUGGGCGGGGUGCGAGCGGGAGAGGGGGUCGUCAUCACCAGAGACCAAAAGGGCCCCGCUGACAUCUGGCCCCUGGAGCCUUUAAAUGGAGGAUGGUACAGAGUGCAGACGAACUUUGACCACUGGCUUCCUCCUCCUAAAAGAGUCAAUCGAAGGGAUGUAGUCAGGAAAAAACUGGAUGCCGUGGGCCAAAAUCGCAUAUGUAUGGAUAAACUUUACCAGGUUCUGUCUCUGCCUCGUGUGUGCCUCAGAACUACAAUCUACACAACAAUCAUGAGUGCAGCAACCCCGCGGGAGUACACUGCAGUUCUCAGACAGAAGGGCUGCCCGAAGAAGACCAAGUGAAGUGACCAAAAAGGAGCAGGGAGUGAUGAGUGAAUGUUUGAAAAUAAAAUUAAUACAACUCUUACAGAGACAUCUGUCUUUAUCCUAAAAGACCAAUUAAAAAAAAAAAAAAAGUAAAAACAAUUAGUGAAUGUUGUGGUUUCUUUUUAUUUUUCCCCUUCGGCAUGAAUGUAAUGUUUGAUUUAAAAAAAAAUAAUAAUAAUAAUUGGU
This is a messenger RNA of Xiphophorus couchianus (Monterrey platyfish), 2872 nucleotides long. RefSeq names its product N-acylethanolamine-hydrolyzing acid amidase-like. Gene Ontology annotation, cellular component: lysosome. Bases 1595 to 2662 code for a protein of 355 amino acids. Lineage: Eukaryota; Metazoa; Chordata; Actinopteri; Cyprinodontiformes; Poeciliidae. The transcript is spliced from 11 exons. The record is from RefSeq and is a predicted model, not a curated record. Gene Ontology annotation, biological process: fatty acid metabolic process. Gene Ontology annotation, molecular function: fatty acid amide hydrolase activity.